Messenger RNA from Chenopodium quinoa (quinoa), 2453 nucleotides. RefSeq names its product metal transporter Nramp2-like. NCBI's taxonomy places the organism in Eukaryota, Viridiplantae, Streptophyta, Magnoliopsida, Caryophyllales, Amaranthaceae. The record is from RefSeq and is a predicted model, not a curated record. The transcript is spliced from 4 exons. Gene Ontology annotation, molecular function: cadmium ion transmembrane transporter activity; manganese ion transmembrane transporter activity. The coding region runs from base 194 to 1633 and encodes 479 amino acids. Gene Ontology annotation, biological process: metal ion transport. Gene Ontology annotation, cellular component: membrane.
CCACCCCUUUCAAUUUAGACAAAUAAACAGCGACGUCUUUCCUUCCUAAAUUCUCGACUAAAUCUCGCUUUUGAAAUCUCCUGACGAAAUCAAUAUACCUGUGCUUCAUCAUCUACUAGUUAAUCUUUAUCACCAUAUAGCUUAAUCUCUGGUCAUUUUUUUUGGCCACUUUCAAAAUCCAUUGAACUACUGAAUGGUGAUGGAAUCAACGGCUGAAUUCAAUGACGACGAUAAAUUUUCAGAAUCCAAUCAACUUUUACCCCAAAAUCCAAAAAAACCAAUCGAGUUAUUUGAAGAACUUGAGGAAGAUUCAGAAGUUGCGUACGAAUCAGGCGAGAAAAUAUGCAUAGAAGAUUUCGAUGUCGAAUCGCUCAGUGAUUACACAACUCCAGGACCCUUUUCAUGGAAGAAACUAUGGCGAUUUACAGGUCCAGGGUUUUUGAUGAGUAUAGCAUUUUUAGAUCCGGGUAAUUUAGAAGGGGAUCUACAAGCAGGAGCUAUUGCUGGGUAUUCAUUGUUGUGGCUAUUGCUUUGGGCUACGGCAAUGGGGCUUUUGAUUCAGCUGCUUUCGGCUCGAAUCGGAGUUGCUACUGGUAAACAUUUAGCUGAGCUUUGUAGAGAGGAAUACCCGAAUUGGGCGCGAUACUUGUUGUGGAUCAUGGCAGAAAUCGCUCUCAUUGGGGCGGAUAUUCAAGAGGUUAUUGGAAGUGCAAUUGCUAUUCAGAUACUUAGCCGUGGGGUUUUGCCCCUUUGGGCUGGUGUUAUCAUCACCGCGUCUGACUGUUUCAUGUUUUUAUUUCUUGAGAACUACGGAGUGAGGAAACUAGAAGCUGUUUUUGCAGUUCUCAUUGGGACAAUGGCUCUGUCAUUUGCUUGGAUGUUUGCUGAUGCAAAGCCCAGCGGAAAGGAACUUCUUAUAGGUGUUCUAGUGCCUAAACUAAGCUCAAAAACUAUCCGGCAAGCUGUUGGAGUUGUUGGUUGUGUCAUAAUGCCACACAACGUUUUCUUGCAUUCUGCAUUGGUGCAAUCGAGGAAAAUAGAUCCCAAGAAGAAAGGACAUGUGCAGGAGGCCCUUAAUUAUUACUCAAUUGAGUCCACCAUAGCCCUUCUAGUGUCUUUCAUGAUAAAUUUAUUCUUGACUACCGUAUUUGCUAAGGGAUUUUAUGGCACGAAACAAGCGAGUAGCAUUGGCUUGGUGAAUGCUGGACAAUACUUGGAGGAGAAAUACGGAGGAGGAUUAUUGCCAAUUUUGUACAUAUGGGGGAUUGGGUUAUUGUCUGCUGGGCAGAGUAGUACCAUAACUGGCACUUAUGCUGGGCAGUUUAUCAUGGGAGGUUUUCUCGACCUUCGCUUGAAGAAAUGGCUAAGGGCAUUAAUCACACGGAGUUUUGCCAUAGUGCCAACUAUGAUUAUUGCUAUAGUUUUUAAUACAUCUGAAGCUACAUUGGAUGUUCUGAAUGAAUGGCUUAAUGUGCUCCAAUCUAUACAAAUUCCAUUUGCUCUUAUCCCACUUCUUACCUUAGUGGCAAAAGAGGAAGUGAUGGCUUCUUUCAAAGUUGGGCCAAUACUUCAGGUGAUAACAUUAGAUGUUCUUUAUGAAGACGCUUCAAUGGAGAAAAAGAAAAUGAAGUGAUUCGCGUUCUACUUAAAUGUACCUCUAGACAAGAGAAGUUGGUCGUGCUUACACGUUAUCAGCCUAGACUGAAAUGACAAUACCUGCUUAUGACCUAGAUCAGAAAAUUAUGGACCCAACCUGAAUGUUUCAUUUCGCAUAUCUAAUUGCAUUCCUUGAUUCCUAUUGAUUUAUGCUAGAAUGUUUCUCAAAGGUUUUCUGGUGUUGCUGAUACAUUGUUUUUUUUUAUUGGAGAAAGGAUGAAAUUUGUUUGGUAACAUGUAGAUUUUAGCAUUACAAACAAAAGUAAGAACAAAUGACUAGUAAAACAAGAAAACCACUGAUCUCAUAACUGAGCAUCCUAGAUGCCUAGUCAAGUGACUAGCGUUGAGGGAUCCGAAACUGUUAUAAACGGAAUUGCACAAAUAAAAUAGUAAGAACAAUGUUACCGAGAAUAAGACUGAGUCGCGGACUAUGUCGCUCUCUUUAGAACAUUCGCGGCACUGCCUCAAACUUGUGCAAGCAGCUCGUACCAAACCGGAUGCCCCCAGGAUAAAACAGUCUUUCACAAGUAUAAAAAUACCGGCGGUUUUGCACCGAACCACCGGACAACGGAACACCAGAAAAUCAGAAAGAAACAGCUCGACUGUUUUGAGAGGAAGAGAAAAUAUAUUUUGCAAAGUGGUUUUCUGUAUUUUUUUCCGUGUUUUUAAAAACAAAGCUGGAACCGUCCUUUUAUAGGUAAAGAUACGUAACAGCUUAAGCAUGAAAACGGGAGAAAGAUUAGCAACGUUUACUGCAAUUAGUGUAUUCGUUAAGCAAGAAUCAAGGCAUUAAAUCA